AUGGCAGGGGAGCUGGGCCUUCAGCUCUGGUGGGCUUGUGACUCCUUCAACGGAAAACUGCAGAAGAAGUGGCCCUGUGACCUUCAAGCUGCAGAGAAAGCUUCCUUCCCCCAGCUCCCUCAGACACUUGCCCUGGGGGAAGCCAUGUGGAGAGGCCCCCGGGGUGCCCACCAGACGGCCCCAGAGGCGCUCCCGGCCAAAGCCGGCAUCACCGGCUGCCAGACCCGGCACACAGGAGCUGUGUGCCCGCUGAGCUGUGGCCCCCGAGGCGCCGAGACACUGGCGUCUCCUGCAGACUCAGCUCCGCCUCCUGAGUGCAUUGGCUUCCUCCUCUCUCUCUGCUUCCCCCUCACUCACUCUGCCUCCUCCGGUCCCCAGCUCGUGGUGACUCACGGCUGGCAACCACAAGGGGAAGGGAAUGGUGAAGACCAAGGAACCUUGGAGCUUUACUUCCCUGCCACCGUGGAGUACGCCGUACAUGUAUUCAACCAGAGGAGCCAGGACAGGAAUGCCUACAAGGUGGUGCGCGUCCUGAGGUCGUGGAAGGAGCCGGCAAAUGGCAUCGUGUUCUCCACGGAGCUGCAGCUCGGCCGAACCAGGUGUGGGAAAUUUGACGAAGAUAUUGACAACUGUCCGUUUCAAGCAAGUCCAGACGUGAACAAUGUAAGACACGCGACAGCGGCCCUCAGGUUACACGGCCGUGGACGCUGCCUCGGGGCAGGGGGUGUGCGGAGUGAUGACAACGCCGUUCCAAGGGACACGGAGGGGCAUUUGCAGGAUGGAGCCCAGCCAGGCCGGCCAGCCCCGGUCACUUGUACGCCCCUGGCCUGUCUAGCCGCUGCACCCCAGGUCACACUGGGGUCAGGCUGCUCCUGACCACUUGGGUCCGGGUCACCUGGGCCAGAGACGGGAAUGCCCCCUCCCUGGUGUUCACCCACCUCCCUUCCCUGCCUUCAGGAGAAGUGGGGGGGGCAACAACAUCACCUUGGCCGAGUAGCCCCGUCUCGGGUCCCCCUGCCACUGACCCAGAGCCCGAGGGGUGGAAGCUGAGGAGCCCCACUGCCCUCCCUCCCAGGCCCUGCCCUGGCGAUAAGGCGGGUGAGCCCCGCCCCGGGACAAACCCGACUUGGAUCAGACGCCCUGCUGGGACGCUGGGGGCAUGGGUCACACUGGGACAUCCUGGGGGCCGGGUCCCUGGAGACCACAGAGCUGGAGACGGGAGAAUGACCCAGGUGCCUCUGGGGUCCGGAGAGAGUCCCAGGUCGGGAACAUCCAGGACUGAGGGCCAGAGCCUGCACCCCCAGCUGCCCACCCCAGCAAGGCAAGGUUGGGGGGAUGCUGGCUUUAGAGCUGGAGCCACAUGCUUCCCAAGGCCCCUCCCCCGACUCUCUGUCCCUGUGCUUUGUCCCGCAGACCAUCACCUGCUUCUUUACAAUCGACACUGAACCCUGGAAAACAAAGUUUCAACUCUUGAACAACACCUGCUCGGAAGGCUCCACUGAGUGAGACCACACCCUGUCGUGACCUUUCAGUGGCUGAGCAGCUACGGUUCUGUCCUCUGUAUGAGCAGGUGUCUGGGUGUCACAUCCGGGCAAUGUGGACAUUCCUCCCUGUCAUUUCCUCCCGUAGAAUUGGUCAUUAAACGUCAGCACUGCAAGCAGCUUUGUGCCGCCUGGUUCCAGAGGAUGGGGGCUGGGCAGCUGAGGCCGUCCUGCCAGCAGGGCAGCCGGCUGGGGGGGAUGGGUUUCUCUCCCUUGGACACCUGAGCCAGCCGCAGGUGGCUGGGCCAGGAGCCCAGGUGUGUCCGACCUGUAUCUCUGGGCUCGUGGGGUGACCGUCGUCCUCAGAGGGGCAUCAGCACAGCCUGGCAGGGAACCCUCAGUGCAGGAUGGACCCAGGCAGGGCCUAAGGCCCCUCAGCACCUGCCGUGGCGUCUUGCUCACACACACCCGCUGGUCCAGGAUGUUCGGGGCGGGGCAGAAUAUAGGAGGGGCUCCAGCCUCCACUUAAGGUGGGCCCACGCCCCAGAAGCUGCAGUGUCUCCUGAAGCCUCUUAGAAACAUGCAGCCCCAGGGUCUCUGGACUUUUGGAUAAGGAGGCUGCAUUCUCUCCAAACCCAGGGACCAUCGGAUAAUCAAAGUUGAGAGGUACUGGUGAGGCCCACGAUAUGGAGACCCUGUGCAGAUCUCCCA
Molecule: messenger RNA, 2192 nt
Organism: Physeter macrocephalus (sperm whale)
Lineage: Eukaryota; Metazoa; Chordata; Mammalia; Artiodactyla; Physeteridae
Exons: 5
Coding region: 1-876 (291 amino acids)
Biological process (GO): antimicrobial humoral response
Molecular function (GO): cysteine-type endopeptidase inhibitor activity
Source: RefSeq, a predicted model, not a curated record